This is a messenger RNA of Pogona vitticeps (central bearded dragon), 2259 nucleotides long. Lineage: Eukaryota; Metazoa; Chordata; Lepidosauria; Squamata; Agamidae. The record is from RefSeq and is a predicted model, not a curated record.
AUGUCUGCAACAUCCAGUGUCGCCUCCCCUGCUUUCUUGGUCAACAGGGUUGCCUUGCCCUAUAAGCCAUACUUCUACAUUGCAACCCAGAAGGGUUGCGACCGAGAAGUCUCGUCCUUCCUGUCUAAGAAAUUCCAGGGCAAAAUUGCAAAGCUGGAGACUGUCCCGAAAGAGGAUCUGGACCUGCCAAAUCACCUGGUGGGGCUGAAGCGAAACUACAUCAAGCUCUCCUUCCACACCGUGGACGACCUGGUGAAAGUGCGCAGGGAGAUCACGCCUGCUGUGAGGAAGAACAGAGAACGGAACCAGUCGGUGGACGCCUACACCUCUAUGCUCGCCAGCGCCCUCACGGGGAGCAGCCUGACCACUCAGGAGGAGGAGCCCUCCAAGAAGACCGCAGACCAGAUGGACAACAUAGUGGACAUGCGGGAAUACGACGUGCCCUACCAUAUCCGCCUGUCUAUCGAUCUGAAGAUCCAUGUGGCUCACUGGUACAACGUUCGCUAUCGGGGUAGCAGUUUUCCCCCUGAAAUCACCCGCCGAGAUGACCUGGUAGAACGGCCAGAUCCUGUCGUUCUGGCCUUUGAUAUUGAGACCACCAAGCUUCCUUUGAAAUUUCCUGAUGCAGAAACGGACCAGAUCAUGAUGAUCUCCUACAUGAUUGACGGCCAGGGUUACUUGAUUACAAACAGGGAGAUCGUCUCAGAAGACAUUGAAGAUUUCGAGUUUACUCCCAAACCAGAAUACGAAGGUCCCUUUUGUGUCUUUAAUGAACCAGAUGAGGCCCAUCUUCUCCAGCGGUGGUUUGAACAUGUUCAAGAAACCAAGCCGACUAUCAUGGUGACCUAUAACGGAGACUUCUUUGACUGGCCCUUUGUGGAAGCCCGGGCGGCGGUUCAUGGACUGAAUAUGCAGCAAGAGAUUGGAUUCCAGAAGGACAGCCAAGGGGAAUACAAGUCCUCCCAGUGCAUCCACAUGGAUUGUCUCAGCUCUGUCGUGACAGCCCAGUUGGGAAACCGCAAGUCUUCUCCCGGGGGAAUUCUUGUGACUCACACGUCCUGUCCCUUGGCUUCACUGGCCAAAAUCCUGUUGCGUACUACUCUGGCCACCUAUUCAGUGUCCGACGCCGUUGCCACCUAUUACAUGUACAUGAAGUACGUCCACCCCUUCAUCUUUGCCUUGUGCACCAUCAUUCCCAUGGAGCCGGAUGAGGUGCUGCGCAAGGGAUCCGGCACCCUGUGCGAGGCCCUGCUCAUGGUCCAGGCCUAUCACGCCAACAUCGUCUUCCCCAACAAGCAGGAGCAGGAGUUCAACAAGCUGACCAGGGAUGGACACGUCCUGGACUCGGAGACCUACGUCGGGGGCCACGUGGAAGCGCUGGAGUCGGGAGUCUUCCGUAGCGACAUCCCUUGUCGUUUUAAGAUGAACCCGGCUGCGUUCGACUUCCUCCUGCAACGGGUGGAAAAGACGAUGCGCCACGCCAUCGAGGAAGAGGAGGGAAUUCCCCUGGAACAAGUGACUAACUUCCAAGAGGUUUGUGAAGAGAUCAAGGUGAAGCUGAGCUCCCUGAAGGACGUCCCCAACAGGAUUGAGUGCCCCCUGAUCUACCAUUUGGAUGUGGGUGCCAUGUACCCUAACAUCAUCCUGACCAACCGGCUACAGCCUUCAGCGGUGGUGGAUGAGGCCACAUGUGCGGCCUGUGACUUUAACAGGCCCGGCGCCAAUUGUCAGCGGAGGAUGACGUGGCAGUGGAGAGGAGAAUUCAUGCCAGCAAGUCGGAGUGAAUACCACCGCAUCCAGCAGCAACUGGAGGCGGUUUUGGGAAGAAUCAGGUGUCCCAGAAUAACCUUUCUUGGCCAUGUGUCAGAUUACUGCCGCAAAGCUUACAAGAAGGUCCACGUGACGAAAGUGGAAGAGCGCAUCACCACCAUCUGCCAGCGGGAAAACUCCUUCUACGUGGACACCGUGCGCGCCUUUCGGGACCGACGCUAUGAGUUUAAAGGGCUCCAUAAGGUGUGGAAGAAGAAGCUGGCGGCCGCCGUGGAAGUGGGCGAUGCCUCGGAGGUGAAGCGCUGCAAGAACAUGGAGAUCCUAUACGACUCCUUGCAGCUGGCACACAAGUGCAUCCUUAAUUCCUUCUAUGGCUACGUCAUGCGCAAAGGAGCUCGGUGGUACUCCAUGGAGAUGGCUGGGAUCGUCUGCUUCACGGGCGCAAACAUCAUCACCCAGGCCAGGGAGCUGAUAGAGCAGAUUGGGUGA